UAAAUUGAAGGGGAGAGAGUAACAAAGACGGAGAGAAGAGAGAAAGCGAGACAGCGAGAGUGUGUUGUGUGAAAGUGGAGAAGGAUGCCUCGGAGCAGCUUUUCAGGUUCUGUGACUACUCCUAAAGUCGACGUCGCGAUUGACAUGGGCAACCCUUUCCUCAACCUCACCGUCGAUGGUUUCUUGAAGAUCGGCACCGUCGCCGCUACCAGAGCAGCUGCAGAGGAUGCCUAUCACGUCCUUAGAAAAGGGAAUAUUUCUAAGCACAAUCUUGAGCACACGCUGAAGAAGAUGUGUAAAGAAGGCGCGUAUUGGGGAACUGUGGCUGGAGUGUAUGUGGGAAUGGAGUAUGGAGCAGAGAGGAUUCGUGGCACAAGAGACUGGAAGAAUGCCAUGAUGGGCGGUGUGGUGACAGGUGCCCUGGUAUCUGCAGCUAGCAACAACAGCAAAGACAAGAUUGUGAUGGAUGCCAUUACAGGCGGUGCGGUUGCCACUGCUGCAGAGUUUCUCAACUACCUCGUUUGAACUGAUGGCUCUAAUGUUCUCCCUUAUCUCUAUCAUAACACUCCGAGAAGGAAGAAUGUACGGCCUUUUACUUUGUCAUUUCCUUGUGAAGUAGUAAGUUUGUAAGUAUAGAAACUGAACUGAAUUUUGAAUAAGUCUAACCACUUGAUUUGGUGGAUGUGCUCUUCUAUUAUUAUUUUUUUUAUAAGUAAUAAAGGAUAAUUGAUAGAUGUC
Molecule: messenger RNA, 738 nt
Organism: Juglans regia (Persian walnut)
Lineage: Eukaryota; Viridiplantae; Streptophyta; Magnoliopsida; Fagales; Juglandaceae
Product: outer envelope pore protein 16, chloroplastic-like
Exons: 6
Coding region: 85-525 (146 amino acids)
Biological process (GO): protein import into chloroplast stroma
Cellular component (GO): chloroplast outer membrane
Molecular function (GO): amino acid transmembrane transporter activity
Source: RefSeq, a predicted model, not a curated record